AUGAUAGUUGAUAUCUCGCCCCGGAAUACUCGUUUGCAAGUCUACGCCGCUUGGGUAGAUACUUGGCUUGAUACAAAUGUCGACCAAAACCGGACCCAAAUUGCCAAACUCUUGAGCGUUGGCGAGAUAGCAAUUCUUUUUCAAGACGCAAAUAUCGACCAGCUUCUGCACCCUGACCUUCUGCCAAAUGUGAUAAUAUCGUUUCGACAAAGAUUCAACAACGGCGAAAUUUCUCUUGGUGGAGUGUUGUCCCCUUCGUGUACAGAGACAAACUUGAUGUCAGAGAAAUAUGAUCCUCGCGUCGAUUGUACUUGUGAUGGGAUAUCGCCAAUGUCAUUUAUCAAGGACGCGGAUUUGACAAAAGCGAGGAACUGUGAAGCCAUUAAAAAGAUGCUCUUGGCACAGAAUGAUGUUACUCAGCGACCAAAGGAGUGGAAUGGGCAUGGCCUUUUCACUGUAAAAAAGCUCGAAUAUGCAGUCAAAGAACUUGUGUUUUGUAAUCUAGACAUUCAACCAAGUCCGACCAUAUGUUCCGGAGCCGAUAUUGCAACUGCUGUUCCCCCAAUAAAAGCUCCCGAUCGCCGACCAAAUCCACAGUGCGACAAUAGCUCGGAGGCAUAUGAGGCGUUGUAUCCGACGUUGGAGAAGGUCAAACUUUAUGCAGGGAACGAUGUCUUAAUAGGAGACUAUUGUGAAGCGGUCACAGAGGAGACUCUCUCCUUACUACAAAAGAAUGGGGCAGCAGCCGUUGCCUUUCUGAAGGUGUGCAAUUUAGCGGAGAUAGUCAGUGACUGGCAAAUAGAUAUUCUCGUCGCAGCCCACAUUCAAUUCAGGGUUAUGGGCUAUUACCGCAAUCAUGCUGUGCCGAAACUACCAGAAGGGCUAUACGGUAGUCGGGUGACAGACUUGAUUUCUCAUCGCCAUAUUGAUAUUGCCAAUAUAGUUGGCGUGGUGGCAGCAUCUCUAGCCACGGGUCAGCAAAUAAACGAGGCCGAAUAUAUGAAGCUUUCGUACGGGACGACCCUUAUCAACGACUUAGUCGACCUUCGGAGUGAUACAAUGCGCAAGCAAAGAGAGAACCCGGUCCUCAGAGGUGUAAGAGGAUCGGCCUGUCAAUAUCUCAACGAGAAAAUCUUAGAUUGUCUUAUCUUCACAAGAGAGCUCAUUGAAUCCAAGCAACUGCUUGCCAUGGUGACCAUGGCUUUCUGUAAGUGGGCAGUCAUGGCCUCUCACCAUAAGCUGUAUGAGUUGAUACAGGGCACUCGUGAAAAUACAGAGAUUACAAAGUGCGCUUAUGUUGGACUUGAAGAGCAGUAUGACAAGCUUCUCACGGCAUUGCAACCAUACGGGUCGCUGGGCGCUGAUGGCCCACAGUGGAAACUUAAGCGCAUGGAAUUGGAUAACCUGUAUAGUAUCAAUCGGCGCUUGCCAAAAACUCAUUUGGCUUGGUUAGCGGAUAUGGUGAGGCUAUUGCUCAAGCCUUCCAAUUUUCGGAGGAUUGUAGAUGUUGUGCAUUAUCCUUGGACUGGUGAUAUAGGGCAGGUAGAAUACUGUCCUUGA
Molecule: messenger RNA, 1560 nt
Organism: Talaromyces rugulosus
Lineage: Eukaryota; Fungi; Ascomycota; Eurotiomycetes; Eurotiales; Trichocomaceae
Exons: 2
Coding region: 1-1560 (519 amino acids)
Source: RefSeq, a predicted model, not a curated record